Messenger RNA from Neurospora tetrasperma FGSC 2508, 201 nucleotides. RefSeq lists its product as uncharacterized. The annotation marks the transcript as partial. The transcript has a single exon. Lineage: Eukaryota; Fungi; Ascomycota; Sordariomycetes; Sordariales; Sordariaceae. The record is from RefSeq and is a predicted model, not a curated record.
UGGGACCCGCCCGACCCCGUGGGGAGAGUUGGUGGGGAAAGUCGGGGAUAUCCACUGCCCCGAGUCACCAACGGAGAGCAGGUGGAGGAUAGGCGCGUGCGGUGUGGAGAGCCCAGAGAGUGCCUGGGAGAUCUGGAGGCGCAGGGGCAAACGAGCACGCAGACGGCGGGAUUGGGAAAAGGGGUCAAGAAAAGGUGGUGA